Acanthopagrus latus (yellowfin seabream) is the source of this 1388-nucleotide messenger RNA. RefSeq names its product ermin-like. The record is from RefSeq and is a predicted model, not a curated record. Lineage: Eukaryota; Metazoa; Chordata; Actinopteri; Spariformes; Sparidae. The coding region runs from base 1 to 1143 and encodes 380 amino acids. Gene Ontology annotation, biological process: actin filament organization; regulation of cell shape. Gene Ontology annotation, molecular function: actin filament binding. The transcript is spliced from 3 exons.
AUGGCGAGCUGGUGGACGACUGAGGACAUGUUGGACAGUCUGGACCUGGAGGAAAACUCCAUCGUGACGAGGGUCAUUCAGGCCGUCGGCCUGUUCGGAGAUAUUCUGUCGUUAGAGGACACGAUGGAGCCGAUGUUCUCUGAAGGAAAAAGAGAGGAGGAGGCUGAAAACACCGGAGGGAACGAAUCAGCCGCGGAGAGACGAGAAGCAGGAGACAGAAAGGUAGAAGAAGAAACGACGGAGGAGGACGGAAAACAAGAGGACGAGGAGCUGCAACAAGGAGAAGACGAAGACGAAGUGCAGACAGAAGAAAAGAUGGAGGACAACGAAGAAAAGGAGGGACAGAAAGACAAUCAAAAACAGACUGAUGGAGAAGAAGAUGAAGAGAAACAAGAAGAAGGAGAAGAAGAAGAAGCGGAGGCCUUGGCAGACAGAGAAGAACAUGCAGAAGAAGAAAGGUGUGGACCAAACGAGGAGCUGCUAAAUCAUCUCAUCCGGUCAGAUUCCCAGAGAUCAGCUCCUUCGUCAGGUCUGCAGGAGUCUGAACUGUGCGGAGCGCCGAGUCACGACGAGGCAGAAACAGGAAGCGAAGACUCGCACGCUGCCGACAAACACAACGAGGACGUUUCUCUCACAUCACCGAGCAGCGACAAAGAGCCGGAGGCAGCUUCAACCUGGACUGCUGCUCCGGCAGACACAGAGCUGCAGACUGUGGACGCUCGGCUCCCUCUGAGGGAUCACACACAGGUGGAGACCUCGCUGACAUCACUUCCUGCUCCAGGUGAGGACAACAUCCACGAUAUCACAGCUGAUCUACAGACAGAUCUACAAGCCUCAGGUUGCAGGUCGGAGGAGAAAGAGACGUUGAUGGAUGAAGCUGCGCAGUCGCCGUUAAGGGCCGGACCAGAGAGCGACGAGCCUGGUCCGACCCAGAACUCAACCAGCGAAGCGAACGAGGACGAAGGAGGCAAAGAGGAGGGAAGUGAAAACGCUCACGCGAUGAACGGCAAGGCGGAGGCUGCGGGCGACAAGAAGAAGGACGGCAGUCAGUCAUCCAAGUACAAAAGUGUGUCCUACAGGAAGAUCCGCAGAGGAAACACCAGGCUGAGGAUUGACGAGUUUGAGUCCAUGAUGAACUCGUGAUUAAGCACAAAAUAGCAAAUUGAGUAGCCUGCAGAUCACAUUAACAUGGUAACACAAAGAGAAACGUAGUGGAACCAGGACAGAGCCUUGUGGGACGCCAUACGUCAUGAUGAGUCUCGAUGUAUCUUCUAGAAAAUAAACACAAUGAUACUCUUUUCUAGUUCAUUUAACUUCACGGGCUGAUAAUCACCUUUGUGUGUAUAUUUAUUAUUGAAUUUCAUGAUAUUAAAGGAGUCUCAUGCAGA